Molecule: messenger RNA, 3759 nt
Organism: Colletotrichum tamarilloi
Lineage: Eukaryota; Fungi; Ascomycota; Sordariomycetes; Glomerellales; Glomerellaceae
Product: WD domain-containing protein
Exons: 3
Coding region: 1-3759 (1252 amino acids)
Biological process (GO): endoplasmic reticulum to Golgi vesicle-mediated transport; COPII-coated vesicle cargo loading; endoplasmic reticulum organization
Cellular component (GO): COPII vesicle coat; endoplasmic reticulum exit site
Molecular function (GO): protein binding; structural molecule activity
Source: RefSeq, a predicted model, not a curated record
AUGGUUCGCCUCCGCGAGAUCCCAAGGACCGCGGCGUUCGCCUGGUCCCCCGACCCGUCGAAGCCUCUUUUGAUCACCGGCACUAGAGCUGGAGCUGUCGAUGCCGACUUUUCUGAUGAGACCAAGCUGGAGCUGUGGGACCUCAACCUUGACAACCAAGACCAAGGCCUCGAGCUGCAGCCCAUAGCUAGCAUCAGCACCGACUCGAGAUUCUAUGACCUCGCUUGGGGACCGGCCGAUUCCGACCACCCGAGGGGUAUCAUCGCAGGUGCCCUCGAAAAUGGCUCUCUCGACUUGUGGGAUGCCGAGAAGCUCAUCGACGGAGCCGAGGAUGCCUUCAUGUCCCGCACAACGAAGCACACCGGUGCGAUCAAGUCCCUCCAGUUCAACUCCCUCCGACCGAAUAUUCUUGCGACCGCCGGCGCAAAGGGAGAAUUGUUCGUUUACGACAUCAACGAUGUGGAGAACCCAUUCCGACUGGGAACCGCCGCUGCUCGCGCUGACGACCUGGAAGUUGUCGCAUGGAACCGCAAGGUUGCGCACAUUCUCGCCACCGGAGGCUCUGGCGGUUUCGUCACUGUUUGGGAUUUGAAGACCAAGAAGGCCUCUUUGACCCUGAACAACAACAGAAAGCCCGUCAGCGCCAUUGCGUGGGAUCCCAACAACUCAACGAAGCUCCUGACCGCCACUCACGACGAUACUGCUCCCGUCAUUUUUCUGUGGGAUCUCAGAAAUGCCAAUGCGCCCGAGAGGACGCUUCAGGGACACGAGCAGGGUAUCCUUUCCCUGUCUUGGUGCCAGCAGGACAGCGAUUUGCUGCUUUCUUGCGGCAAAGAUAACAGGACUCUGGUGUGGAACCCUCAAACGGGAGAGAGACUGGGAGAGUUCCCUGAGGUUACAAACUGGACCUUUCUCACUCGAUUCAACCCCGUCAACCCCAAUCUUUCUGCCACUGCUGGUUUUGACGGCAAGAUCACCGUCCAGACCCUUCAGAACACCAACCCUACGAACACGCAGGCCGCUACCAACAACAAUCUCGAUGGUGAAGACUUCUUUACCAGUGCUCAGACGCAGCCUCAGGGAGCGUCGUUCUCUUUGAGCCAAGCCCCCAAGUGGUUCGAGCGUCCAGUGGGAGCUACCUUUGGCUUUGGCGGAAAGCUUGUCAUUUUCAAGCAAAAUGCCCAGCAAAAGUCCACCAAGAUCUCCAUCUCCCAGUUCUCUGUUGACUCGUCCAUCGGUACCUCCACGGAAAAGUUCGAGGAGUCUCUGCAGUCAGGCGAUAUUGUCGGUCUCUGCGAGUCUCGUAAGGAACAGGCUAAGACCGAGGAGGAGAAGGCGGACUGGCUUGUGAUGGAAACUCUUACUGGCGAGAAUCCGCGGAAGCGUAUUGUUGAGUACCUCGGAUUCAACGAGGAAGAGAUCACCAACGGAGUCUCGGGCAAAGAAGAGGCGAAGCCUGAGGAUGCUGCGGCUGACAAGGAGGAGGACACGAAGGAGGCAGAGAAGCCCGACAACAUGUGGGGCGAGGCCGACGGAGAAGGGGAAGAAGACUUCUUGUCGAAUCUCUCUGCGACCAAGGGCGCCAAGACGGACAGUCCUUUCCACCUGCUGGCCGACACGGAUACCACUGUGGAGAAGUCCAUCACCAAGGCUUUGAUGCUUGGAAACUUUGCAAAGGCCACUGAGAUCUCCCUCAAGGAAGAGCGUUGGGCAGAUGCUUUCCUCAUUGCCAACUGCGGUGGGCAGGAGCUGGUGGACAAGGUGCAGAGUGCCUAUUUGGCCAGCAAGGACGGUGUCCCAAGCUACGUUCGCUUGCUCGGAUCAGUUAUUGCCAAGAACCUGUGGGAUGUUGUCUACAACGCCGACCUCGAGAACUGGAAGGAGUCAAUGGCCAUUCUUUGCACGUUCUCUGACCCCAAAGAGUUCCCCGAUCUCUGCGAGGCUCUUGGCGACCGUAUCCUCGAGAACGGCUCACGCAAGGAUGCUUCUUUCUGUUUCCUCGUUGGGUCAAAGCUCGAGAAGGUCGUUUCCAUCUGGAUCACAGAGCUUGAGGAGGCCGAGCAGGCUGGCAUGCAGGAACCUAGCGAUGAUUCGACGUUCUCUGUGCACGCUCGAUCACUUCAGCACUUCAUCGAGAAGGUGACCAUCUUCCGUCAAGUCACAAAGUUCCAGGACUCUGGAAAGGAGCAAUCUGCCGACUGGAAGCUGUCAGCUUUGUACGAGAAGUACACUGAGUACGCCGAAAUCAUUGCCGCCCACGGUCAACUCGCAGUUGCCCAGAAAUACCUGGACUUGCUACCCAAGGAGUACCCUGAGGCGCAGCUGGCGAGGGAGCGUUUGGCACGGGCUACGGGCAAGGCCGCCGUCUCGCAGGCUGCACCAAAGGCGCCGGCUGCUGGACGUCGUCCGGGACAGCCUCCUGCGGCGGCCAAUCCCCGGGCCACCCCCGGUUAUCAGUCCUACCAGCCCACUGCCCCUGCUCAGACUCCUGUCGGUGCUAGCCCGUACGCACCAACGGGGCCGGCUCUCGUGGCAGCAACCGGACCGGCAGCUGCGUCGAACCCGUAUGCCCCGGCUGCCCCGGCAAUCGGUGGUUACACGCCUGCCGGCCAGUCGCCCUACGCCCCGAGCCAAGGCUACCAGCCUCCCGUCGCCCAGCCGGCCUAUCAGGCACCCUCGGGCUAUGGACCACCUCCCUCAAACUUCGGUUCGGUGCCACCGCCGCCGCGUAACUCCACGCCCACUACGUCCUUCCGCCCCAAGGAGAGUUGGAAUGAUGUACCUCUGGUUGCCAAAGCACCUCCUCCAAGAAAGACCACUCCUAGCGUCGCUCCAAUCUCUUCGCCGUUCUCUCAGCAACCUAACCAACCGGGUCCCCCGCCUCAGAGCCCGUACGGACGCACUGGUUCAACGCCUCCUCCUCCGCCGCCCAAAGGCCCUGCCCCGCCUCGUGUCACGUCUCCUCUGGCCGGACCUCCCCAGACUUUCCAGGCCCCGCCUAGGCCAACAUCAUCGGCAUCGAACGCAUACGCUCCUCCGCCCCCUCAGCCUGGCGCGAUGCCGCCACCUACCAUGCCUCGCACUGCCUCGCCAUACAACCCUCCUCCAUCUGGCCCUGCCCCCUCUAACCGCUACGCGCCCGCUCCCUCGGCCCAGCCGCAAGCAAGCCAGCCCCCCUUGGGGUCCUCUAUGCCACCUCCCGGAAGCCAGCCUCCCCCGAGAAACCCUUAUGCGCCGCCGCCCCAGCAGAGCACACCGUCAAACCAGUACGCGGCUUCGCCGUACGGAGCCCCGCCUACAGCAGCCUCGAGGCCGCCCACUGGCCCUCCUCCUUCCAACGGGCCCCCGCCUGCUGCCAGAGCUCAACCGACCCCUCCUCCCCCCAAGGCGGCUGCCCCGCCCAAGGCCAGACACCCAGCUGGUGACAGGUCGCACAUUCCAGCUCACGCCCAGCGACUGGUCGAUGUCCUCAGCUCGGAUAUGCAGCGUGUAGCUUCUCGCGCGCCUUCAUCCUUUGCUGCGCAGGUCAAGGAUACUCAAAAGCGCCUCAAUCUUUUGUUUGAUCACUUGAACAACGAGGAGCUGGUCAAGCCUGACACAAUCGAUCAACUUUGUGCUUUGGGCGAGGCUAUUGAGCAGAAGAAUUAUGAGGUUGCUCACAAGAUCCAAGUCGAGAUUCAGCGGGACAAGACUGAUGAAUGCGGUAACUGGAUGGUCGGUGUGAAGCGUUUGAUCAGCAUGAGCAAGGCCACUCCAUGA